This is a messenger RNA of Pimephales promelas (fathead minnow), 1466 nucleotides long. RefSeq names its product cell adhesion molecule 2. The record is from RefSeq and is a predicted model, not a curated record. Gene Ontology annotation, biological process: negative regulation of T cell proliferation; cell surface receptor signaling pathway; T cell costimulation. NCBI's taxonomy places the organism in Eukaryota, Metazoa, Chordata, Actinopteri, Cypriniformes, Leuciscidae. Gene Ontology annotation, cellular component: external side of plasma membrane.
UGCAGUGAGCAUCUGUAUACGAUGGGGAGUGUUCGGCCGUCAUAUUUCCAAAUUCUAUUUUUUCUAAUAGCAGCUUUAUUAGAAUGCAAAGUGGUGACACACAGACCCUGCAAGGUCCAUCGGUUGAACAUAAACUAUGUUCAGGGUGACAAUAUGUCUAUUUCUUGCCUAACCACAACCCACCCGCUGGAGUCUCUGACAGUGACACUAAGCAGGACAAACCCGCUUCAACACAUCCUAAAGUAUUCAGACAACUCUUCAGCAUUAGAGCAUCAGAGAUGGUCUGUGAGAAAUAAUGCUGGAAAUGUUACACUUGAUCUGAAAGAUAUCAGUUUAUCUGAUCAAGGUCAUUAUGAAUGUGAAGUCUACAAAGAUUGGGACUGCCUUAAAGCAACUAUUUUUAACCUGGGGGUCAAAGAGUGUAAAACUUUGGAUUCUGUCCAUGCAACUCCAGACUCUUCAGUGUUGCUGCCAUGCUCUGAACAUCCUCUACAAUUCAGAACUGAUCAAGUAACUUGGAAAAUCUUUCAUGGUCACCAACAAACAGAAAUAGCUCAAUAUCGACCUCCACACAAGCCCUCAAACAGCAUAGAGAGAAGCCCGAGGCCUCUGUAUGAGAGAGCGAAAACACUUGGGAAUGGAUCUCUUCUUAUAAGGGUUGCAGUAAACACUGAUGGAUCAUGGUAUCAGUGCAGAGUGAGUGAAAAAACCUGCUAUGAGGUGAAGCUCGUCAUGAAAGAAAUAGGUGAUCUGGAAAUAGGUGAAGAGAAGUUUUAUUCAACUGCAACAUUGGAAACACUUUCCACAAUAUUGUUAGCCACAGAUGUUUCAACCUCAGCUGACAGUCCUGUUGUCCAGACUGAAGGCAACAUUGAUGCGACAACUAAUCUGAUAGCAGUGGUGAUGACCGCAAUAGUGUCUCUGUGUGUCCUCACAUCACUGAUCUUAUGUGUGAUUCUUUAUUUCAGAAAACAAAGGCGCAAUAUCAACAGCCAAAUUGAAUUGAACUGCUGGUCUUCCGUAUCUUAUUCUGAAAUUCCAGGAGGGUUUGAUGCCCCAUUCUAUUCUUUUGUUGAAUUUAACACAUGACCUUGCAACUCUUGCAACACAUGAUGACUGACAUAAUUUUUUUUUCACAAUUUAUGCUAUAUGCACUGCCAUAUUUUAAAUUCUGUUGGUGUACGAACGAACAGAAGCUUCUGCAUGCAGACCAGAUGAGGUGUAUGAUGAUUUUAAUUAAUUACUGUUUUGAUUGUGCUUUUUUUCUGGUGUUAAUUUUUAGUCUUUGAGAAAGUCUUCAAUUAGUCAUCUGUCACAAAUUAUAUUAAAGGGGGAGAAUCAGUUAUACACAAAUGUUUUAGGUAAUAUUUCAUAUAACUGAACUUUUAAAAUAUUUUUUAUCAAUUAUAAAUGCAUUUUUUUUUAUUCUAUGAUGUUCUUUAAGGUCUACUUAUAAUGUUAGCAAG